AAGAGGUUUCGGAUUCCAAAAAAUUAUUUACUUUUUAUGAAAUUAAUAUUUUAUGUCUGAAGAACUAAGUAAAGAGUGUCGCUUAAAGGAUUCUUCAUUUCUUUUAAGACUAGCAACUAACAUGUAUUAUAGAGAAAAAGGAAGAACCUCAAAAUCACGGUGCUGAGACUUGACAGCGGACAUGCAAGUCUAAUGGUAAGAGGUAAUAGUUGUAUUAAUUUAGACAGGCAUCGUAAAAGUUGAUUGAUAUUUGGUUAACAGUGGUAAAAUUGCUCCAGUUUUUUACUGUUACAUAUUAUGCAUUAUAAAGAGGAGUUCUCUUUUUAAUUGAUAUUUGAUUAAUUAAAAGUGGCGAAGUUGUUUUUGUUUUCUGUUUCUUUUUUUCUUUUCUUAUAAUUCAGUGGGCAUAUAUAGCAAUAGCAGCCUUAGACUUCACUAGUUACAUAGCUAUUUUUCAUUAUUAUAUGCUCCGCAUCUACCUAACCAUAUAGAAUAUGAAUUUACUUUGUUUGCAUAUUGCAGCUGCAAGACCAUGAUCAUGAACUCUAUUGCAGAUAUAAAUACCCUAAACGAGCGUCCAUAAUUUCACAAUAGAUUUCUACAUAUAAUCGUUUGUAUAUAUUUCUGUUUGUUUUCUCGUCACUGGGUAUCUACGUAGUUGAAGAAAAAAGAGAAUGGAAGGGAAAAAGGCCAUCGGUUGGGCAGCCAGAGAUUCAUCUGGACAUCUUUCACCUUAUUCAUUCAACCUUAGGAAAACAGGUGCAGAAGAUGUAGUGUUGAAGGUUUUAUUCUCUGGAGUGGACCAUACUGAUCUUCAUCAAGUAAGAGGAGAGAUUGGCUACACUAACUAUCCUUUAGUACCGGGGCAUGAAGUGGUGGGAGAAGUUGUGGAACUGGGUCAAGAAGUAAGGAAAUUCGAAGUUGGAGACAUAGUAGGAAUUGGUUGCAUAAUUUGGUCUUGUGGGGAAUGCCCAUCCUGCAAGUCUAAAAUGGAGCAGUAUUGUGAUAAAAGGAUCCCAACUUACAAUGCUAUAGACAGAGAUGGAAGCAUUACACAAGGAGGUUACUCUUCUGCUAUGGUUGUAGAUCAAAGGUUUGUGGUUAGGAUACCAGACAAGCUUGCACCGGAGCAGGCUGCCCCACUAUUAUGUGCUGGGGUGACAGCUUAUAGUCCCUUGAAAGAGUUCAACAAGUCUAACAAGGCUCUCGGAGCAGGAAUUAUGGGUUUAGGUGGAGUUGGUCAUCUGGCUGUGCUUAUUGCAAAGGCAAUGGGGCAUCAUGUGACUGUGAUAAGCUCUUCAGAAAGGAAAAGAGAGGAAGCUUUGGAGCAUCUACGUGCCGAUGCCUUUCUUGUUAGCUCUUCUGCAGCUGAGAUGAAGAAUGCUGCAAACAGCCUUGACUACAUUCUCGACACCGUGCCUGCUAUGCACUCUUUGAACUCCUAUCUUUCACUUCUUAAGGUUGACGGGAAGAUUAUUAUAGUAGGGGCUGCUCCUGAACCACUGCAAUUCACUGCUAGUGACUUAAUUCUAGGGAAGAAAAACAUAAGUGGGAGCUUCGUCGGAAGCAUAGAAGAUACAGAGGAAAUCCUGGAGUUCUGGGCAGAGAAGGGUUUGACAUCAAUGAUUGAGACAGUGAAGAUGGAUUAUGUGAACAAGGCAUUUGAAAGAAUGGAAAGGAAUGAUGUGAGGUACAGGUUUGUACUCGAUGUUGCUGGCAGCUAUCCUGAAUGAAGCGGACCCAUCCUACUCUCAGCAGCAUCCCAAUUUUACAAAAUAAGCUUGAUAUCAAUAACUGCCUACUUUUCUUUUUUUUCCUAAAAAAGAAGAAUUUGAACAUUGCCUCGUAACUAAGCCAAUGACAUCAGAUUAGAAGGUAGAACACAACUUGGGAAGGCGCAAACCUAUGUUGCCGGGCAGGAGGAACUAGUGUUUGCAAUGGCCAACCGAUCAACAGCCAGAAUCCUGAUUCUCAAUGUAUCAUUUUUCUGCAUACUGCAAAAUAAUGCAUGUUUCUCUUCCUUUCUUCUCC
Ricinus communis (castor bean) is the source of this 2031-nucleotide messenger RNA. Its product is annotated as probable cinnamyl alcohol dehydrogenase. The record is from RefSeq and is a predicted model, not a curated record. Gene Ontology annotation, molecular function: zinc ion binding; cinnamyl-alcohol dehydrogenase activity. Lineage: Eukaryota; Viridiplantae; Streptophyta; Magnoliopsida; Malpighiales; Euphorbiaceae. Gene Ontology annotation, biological process: lignin biosynthetic process. The transcript has 5 exons. Bases 675 to 1733 code for a protein of 352 amino acids.